Messenger RNA from Parastagonospora nodorum SN15, 1403 nucleotides. RefSeq lists its product as hypothetical. Gene Ontology annotation, molecular function: L-ornithine transmembrane transporter activity. The coding region runs from base 880 to 1248 and encodes 122 amino acids. The transcript has a single exon. The record is from RefSeq and is a predicted model, not a curated record. Lineage: Eukaryota; Fungi; Ascomycota; Dothideomycetes; Pleosporales; Phaeosphaeriaceae. Gene Ontology annotation, biological process: mitochondrial L-ornithine transmembrane transport.
ACAGACAAAAAUCCACAUUGAUGACUGCAAAGGAAAUGCUUCUGAUGUCAUGCAUACAAUGACCAUUUUGAGGCAUGCGAUGCUGCUAGCCGUCGGUACGCUAGCGUCUGUGCGCAGGAGCACGCCAUUGGAUUUCGUUUGUAUCUCUUGAGAUCUUACAUACACCACACGCAAUUGUCGUCGGGUAAGGGAAAAGAGGAAGCGCUGGUACUGUCUAAAAGGCGUCUUGGAAGAGCUGGAAGAAUUGCGUUUGGGUUGACCUCAGGGUAGCGUUUGUGGGCGGCUUGAUAAGAGAAAGUCCCAGCCAGAAGGCAUCGCAGAAACCACAAUGUCGAAAGCAGAUCACGAGCUAGAACUUUCGGACCAAGGCGGCCUCAAGCGGACUCUUAAGGACCUCUUCGCAGGCGCCGUAGGAGGCGUAGCACAAGUCCUUCUCGGCCAACCCUUCGACAUAGUCAAAGUACGAUUACAAACAACAUCCCAAUACAGCGGCGCUCUGGAUGCCGCAACACAAAUUUACAAAAACGAAGGCGCGUCAGCUUUCUACAAGGGCACUGCUGACUCCCCCUGAUCGGGAUCGGAGCAUGCGUAUCUGUCCAAUUCGGUGGCUUCCACUACGCCCGCCGCGCGUUUGAAGCGCAAAACACCGCAAAAGGAAACCCGGCCCAACUCUCCUACGCGCAGUACUAUGCCUCGGGCGCAUUUGCCGGAAUUGCCAAUACCGUGCUGUCCAGCCCAAUCGAGCACAUUCGCAUCCGCCUCCAGACGCAGCCCCACGGCGCAAACCGCCUGUACACCGGCCCCAUCGACUGCGUGCGCAAGCUGUCCGCGCAUCAGGGCGUCCUACGCGGCGUGUACCGCGGCACAGCAGUGACAUACAUGCGUGAAGCGCAAGCCUACGGCGUCUGGUUCACGACAUUCGAGUACCUGAUGAACGCGGACGCCGCGCGCAACAACAUCAAGCGCGACGACAUCAGCACGUUGAAAGUAGCCAUGUACGGCGGCCUCGCGGGCGAGAUGCUGUGGAUUAGCAGCUACCCGUUCGACGUGGUGAAGAGCAAGAUGCAGAGCGAUGGGUUCGGCAAGGACAUGAAGUAUCUGAGCAUGCGGGAUUGCUUCGCAAAGACUUAUAGAGCGGAAGGACUGGGCGGGUUUUGGAAGGGCAUUGGGCCGACGUUGUUGAGAGCUAUGCCUGUGAGUGCGGGCACUUUUGCGACAGUGGAGAUUGUGAUGAGGAUGAUUAGUUGAGAGGCGAGGCUGGGAGAAUCUGGGGAUGCUGGCUCUGCGCAUGUCGUGCAGACUGUACCUGUACCGUUUCAACACUUGGAGGGAAUUAGUAGGGAAGAUAUCUUGCCCGUUAUCCCCAGCCUGUAGUGCGACUGAUUAGUAAACUGAUGGUCCAC